Messenger RNA from Populus trichocarpa (black cottonwood), 1231 nucleotides. RefSeq names its product calmodulin-binding protein 25. Lineage: Eukaryota; Viridiplantae; Streptophyta; Magnoliopsida; Malpighiales; Salicaceae. Gene Ontology annotation, cellular component: nucleus. The transcript has a single exon. Gene Ontology annotation, molecular function: calmodulin binding. The coding region runs from base 287 to 1054 and encodes 255 amino acids. The record is from RefSeq and is a predicted model, not a curated record. Gene Ontology annotation, biological process: response to osmotic stress.
CUUCCCUCCUCCUCCCUCCCAUUCCUCUCCAUCAAAAGAAUUCUCUCCAACUCUGAACACCAUAACCUUGCUCCCCACCGGUCACCACUUCUGGUCGCCGGUCAAACCAAACCCUUAUUGACUACGUUACUGCUUUCCAAUUCCUCUGCCAGCCCUGCUUUAGAUGCUCACUUCUUGCUACAAUAAGCAUUGAAAAACACCGCAAAGUCGGCUUCUUCUGCGUUUUUUACGUUGUUUUCUUAAAGUUUCACAGCACCAAGAAGCACAGCAUAAGGGAGCUAGCAAUAUGGCAUCAUCGGAGAACUUGGCAAGUCUUGAGCCAUGGAAUAUGAUGUUUAGGCCAAGUUUGUCAGAUUGUUGGAUUUCCGAAGCUUAUGCUCGAGACACGGAAACUCUAACAAAAGCCCUCCAAAAAUCCCUCUUUAACAAUAUAGAUGAUAUUGAUAUCCCCAUAAACACCAACACCAAUGAUAACAGCUCUAACUCUUUCUCCAUCACCGAAACGUUUUCUUCAAAUUCAAUCAACCCGUUUACCGGCCUAAUCGAGACGGCACCCCCGACUCCGACGCCCUCAAACGUUUCUGGGUCGGACCCAGAAACGGCUGGGGUCACGAAACGCCAUCGAAACCCUGUGCCGGGUGCUACCGGGAAGGUCUCGAAACGUAAGUCAAGGGCUUCGAAACGGUCUCAGACCACUUUUAUUACAGCUGAUCCGGCUAAUUUUAGACAGAUGGUGCAACAGGUUACCGGUGUUAGAUUCAAUAACUCGCAGGUUUCAAUGGUUCCUGUUUUGAAGCCUGAGCCUCAAAGACUCGGUGGCCGGUUUCAAGGGGGUAGUGGGUGCUUACCCACUCUUGAUACGUCGGCGUUUCUGCUUGAUCACCAUCAACAGCAGGUGGUCAUGGGGUCAGCUUCUGGUUCUAGUCCUGGGUCUGGCCCAGUUUCUUUUACUCAGCAGCCCAUGAUGGGUGAUGUUGGUGUUGGUUCUAGUGGUGGCAUAGAUUUUGACACUUUCUCUAGUUUUCCCACUCUAGAGUCAUGGAAAGUAGUGUGAUAAUUAAUAAAUUUAGCGUUUUUGUCACCUCCCAAGUGAAGGUUUAUGUUAUCUGUUUAUAUUUUUGGGUCCCUUGGUUUAGGUUAGUCUCUUUAUAGCUCUGUUUAUUUUGUAUUUCUGUUUAUGCAAUGUAAAACUUUAUCUUAUUCCUAAGUAUUAAGGCUUUAUGAUAUUUAA